Telopea speciosissima is the source of this 1131-nucleotide messenger RNA. Its product is annotated as PHD finger protein ING2. The record is from RefSeq and is a predicted model, not a curated record. The coding region runs from base 106 to 894 and encodes 262 amino acids. NCBI's taxonomy places the organism in Eukaryota, Viridiplantae, Streptophyta, Magnoliopsida, Proteales, Proteaceae. Gene Ontology annotation, cellular component: nucleus. The transcript is spliced from 7 exons.
AAAUAAAAAAACGCAACCAUUACUGAUUACUCCUUCCACCGUAGACGUCAAAAACUCGAUUGUCAGAACGAGAAAUCAAAGGAACCCUAAUUUGAAGACAGAACUAUGGCGAUUGCUAGAACUGGAGCCUACGUUGAUGAUUAUUUAGAGUAUUCGAGCACAUUACCAGCAGAGCUGCAGAGGCUUCUGAACACCAUGAGAGAACUCGAUGAAAGAUCCUUAGCAAUGAUAAAUCAGACGAGAGAACAGACUGAAUACUGCUUGGGAAUGCAUUCUCAAAGCUCAAAAAGGGGGAACUACGAUGAAGACGAAACGUUUGAGAAGAUGCGGAAGGAAAUCGAGGCAAACCAGGACAGUGCCUUGAGCCUCUGCACUGAGAAGGUCCUGUUAGCAAAGCAAGCUUAUGACCUCAUAGAUAGCCAUGUGAAACGGCUUGAUGAAGAUCUCAACAACUUUGCAGAAGAUCUAAAGCAAGAGGGUAAAAUAUCACUUGAUGAACCGGCUAUCCUUCCUCCAUUACCUAUAGUCCCAAAAGAUGAGAAACGAAAAUCCUUCUUUGGGACACCAAAAUCAAAUAGGCUUGAUUAUAGGGACCGUGAUUGGGACCGGGAACGUGAUAAGGAUUUUGAGCUGAUGCCUCCUCCACGCAGUCACAAGAAAAAUGUUCCUGCUCCAGUUGAUGUUGAUCAACCCAUUGAUCCAAAUGAACCGACCUACUGCGUCUGUCAUCAGGUUUCUUUUGGAGACAUGAUUGCUUGUGACAAUGAGAAUUGUCAAGGAGGUGAAUGGUUCCAUUACUCAUGUGUUGGGCUCACACCAGAGACAAGAUUCCAAGGGAAAUGGUAUUGCCCAAUGUGUGAACCACUAUUUCCAUUGGCUUCAAAGGGGCUGUGAGAUGCUUGUUGCUGUCAUUCUUGGUUGAUGCACAAGUUGCUACAUUUGCUGUAUUUGAAUGUUGCUUCUGCAGGUCUUUGUUGCUGUACUUGGUAUUCUUCUCUAUGGGAAUAGAACCAGUGAAGAGUUUUGGGUUUUGUAAAGUGCUUAAUUAUAUAAUUGCUUUGAAUUUGCUUCAAGCAGUGUCAUUGGGAAGGGAGUUCUUGCUUGAAAGUUUAUAGAAAAUGUUUGAUACUC